AUUCCCAAUUGACAAUAACCCUAGCAUUCCCCCUCUCAUUUUCUUACUCUCUCUAGAAAAUCAUUACAGCUCUGCCAUGGCUUCGCGGAGGCUCUUAGCCUCAUUACUCCGUUCCUCCGGCUCCCGUAGCUCUCUAUCGAGAGCUUUGAACUCGGCCCCAAAACCAAAGCACCGGCCAUCUCCUGUGGGCCACUUCCUCCACCGUGUCGCUGAGUAUGCCACCUCCGCUGCCGCUCCUUCCUCUUCGCCAUCCCCGCCCAAAGGAACCAGUGGAGGUCCCAGUGGGAAGAUCACCGAUGAGUUUACCGGGAAAGGUGCGAUCGGAAAGGUGUGCCAGGUUAUCGGUGCUGUGGUUGAUGUGAGGUUUGAUGACGGUUUGCCUCCGAUAUUGACGGCGUUGGAGGUCUUGGAUAAUCAGAUCAGGCUGGUUUUGGAGGUGGCCCAGCACUUGGGUGAGAACGUCGUCAGGUGUAUUGCUAUGGAUGGUACUGAAGGGCUUGUCAGAGGCCAGCGCGUGCUCAAUACUGGCUCCCCCAUCACCGUGCCCGUGGGUAGAGCAACUCUUGGCCGUAUCAUGAAUGUCAUUGGAGAGCCUAUUGAUGAGAAAGGCGAUAUUAAAACCGAUCACUACUUACCAAUUCAUCGUGAAGCUCCCGCCUUUGUGGAGCAAGCAACUGAACAGCAAAUUCUAGUCACUGGUAUCAAGGUUGUCGACCUUCUUGCACCAUACCAAAGAGGAGGAAAGAUUGGACUGUUUGGUGGUGCUGGUGUAGGAAAAACUGUACUUAUCAUGGAACUGAUUAACAAUGUUGCUAAAGCUCAUGGUGGUUUCUCUGUCUUUGCUGGUGUAGGAGAACGAACUCGUGAGGGUAAUGAUUUGUACAGAGAAAUGAUUGAGAGUGGUGUCAUUAAGCUAGGUGAUAAGCAGGCUGAUAGCAAAUGUGCACUAGUCUAUGGUCAAAUGAAUGAGCCCCCUGGUGCUCGUGCCCGUGUUGGACUUACUGGACUGACUGUGGCCGAACAUUUCCGAGAUGCAGAAGGGCAAGAUGUGCUUCUCUUCAUUGACAAUAUUUUCCGAUUUACCCAGGCUAACUCAGAAGUGUCUGCUUUGCUGGGUCGUAUCCCAUCUGCUGUGGGUUAUCAACCUACUUUGGCUACAGAUCUUGGAGGCCUUCAAGAGCGCAUCACAACAACUAAGAAAGGUUCCAUUACCUCUGUCCAAGCCAUAUACGUGCCUGCUGAUGAUUUGACAGAUCCAGCUCCUGCAACCACCUUUGCUCACUUGGAUGCCACAACUGUGUUAUCGCGACAGAUUUCUGAGCUUGGUAUAUAUCCUGCUGUCGAUCCGCUUGACUCAACAUCUCGCAUGCUUUCCCCACAUAUCUUGGGAGAAGAACACUACAACACAGCCCGUGGGGUACAGAAAGUCCUCCAGAACUACAAGAAUCUUCAAGAUAUUAUUGCCAUUCUUGGAAUGGAUGAGCUCAGCGAAGAUGACAAAUUGACUGUUGCACGUGCCCGUAAAAUUCAACGGUUCUUGAGCCAGCCUUUCCAUGUUGCAGAAGUUUUCACGGGUGCCCCUGGCAAAUAUGUUGAGUUGAAGGAGAGCAUUAACAGCUUCCAGGGAGUCCUGGAUGGAAAAUAUGAUGACCUUGCAGAACAGUCAUUUUACAUGGUUGGAGGAAUCGAAGAGGUCAUUGCCAAGGCAGAGAAGAUUGCCAAGGAAUCUUCUGCAUAGAUAGAUUAUUUUUCUCCUCUUGUUCCCUCUACUGUCAAUUACGAAAAUAAUUUUGUUUGUGGCACAUGCCAACAACAGCAGAUUUUUUUUGGGACCAAAUUUCCGGCUUUUGUUUCUAUUUUAUGUCAACGGCAGGAUUGUGCUACAGAUGUGGCGCCAAGAGUCCUUGCCAAGCUCCCUUAUUAUCAUGUGACGUAAUAAUGGAAGGUGAGAUGGAAGACUUGUACAUUUUUUUUCUUUUUUUGAAUUUAUGCUUGGAAUAUUUUAUGCAUUCAUUGUUAUUUGUGGCUAAUUGCCAUCACCCUGGUUUUAGAUCAGCACAUUUCUUCGGACCAGGUGGUUUAACUAGCAAACAUAACAUGAUCUGAUAUUCCCGGCAUUAGGCAAAUAUUCUUUAUUCAGUGUCCCAUGUAUUUCUUGGGAGUAAUUUGAGCUGUUA
Messenger RNA from Olea europaea var. sylvestris, 2177 nucleotides. Its product is annotated as ATP synthase subunit beta, mitochondrial-like. NCBI's taxonomy places the organism in Eukaryota, Viridiplantae, Streptophyta, Magnoliopsida, Lamiales, Oleaceae. The transcript has 9 exons. Gene Ontology annotation, molecular function: proton-transporting ATP synthase activity, rotational mechanism; ATP binding; ATP hydrolysis activity. The record is from RefSeq and is a predicted model, not a curated record. The coding region runs from base 77 to 1738 and encodes 553 amino acids. Gene Ontology annotation, biological process: proton motive force-driven mitochondrial ATP synthesis; proton transmembrane transport.